Messenger RNA from Saccharomyces paradoxus, 1284 nucleotides. RefSeq names its product dihydrofolate synthase (gene FOL3). Gene Ontology annotation, cellular component: cytosol; mitochondrion; cytoplasm. The record is from RefSeq and is a predicted model, not a curated record. The transcript has a single exon. Gene Ontology annotation, biological process: folic acid-containing compound biosynthetic process. The coding region runs from base 1 to 1284 and encodes 427 amino acids. NCBI's taxonomy places the organism in Eukaryota, Fungi, Ascomycota, Saccharomycetes, Saccharomycetales, Saccharomycetaceae. Gene Ontology annotation, molecular function: dihydrofolate synthase activity; ATP binding; tetrahydrofolylpolyglutamate synthase activity.
AUGGCUAUUGAAUUGGGACUUUCCCGUAUUACUAAACUAUUAGAGCAUUUGGGCAAUCCGCAAAACUCACUCAGAGUUCUGCACAUUGCAGGAACAAAUGGUAAGGGCUCAGUUUGUACUUACCUAUCGUCUGUGUUGCAACAAAAGUCCUGCCAGAUUGGCAAAUUCACCACUCCACACUUAGUGCACGUUACUGAUUCCAUCACAAUCAACAAUAAGCCGAUCCCGUUAGAAAGAUAUCGGAAUAUUAGAUUAAAACUAGAAGCUUUAAACAAAUCACACUCUCUGAAAUGCACCGAAUUCGAACUGUUAACGUGUACCGCAUUUAAAUACUUUUAUGACGUGCAGUGCCAGUGGUGUGUCAUAGAAGUGGGUCUUGGCGGAAGACUUGAUGCGACCAAUGUUAUUCCAGGUGCAAACAAGGCAUGUUGUGGUAUUACUAAAAUCGGUUUGGACCACGAAAGCUUUUUAGGUAACACCUUGUCUGAAAUUUCUAAAGAGAAAGCUGGUAUAAUAACAAAAGGGGUGCCCUUUACAGUAAUUGAUGGAACCAAUGAGCCAAAUGUCAUAAAAGUUGUUAAGGAUAGAUGUAAAGCUUUAGAGUCUAAACUAUUCAUUACAGAUCCUCAACUUAAUGGUAAUAUGAUUGACACCAAAUCCUGGGGUUGUUUUGACUUGGCGAAACUGCCACUGAAUGGAGAAUAUCAGAUAUUUAAUCUCAGAGUGGCUAUGGGUAUGUUAGACUACUUGCAAAUUAACGAACUUAUUAAUAUUACCAAAAAUGAGGUUAGUUCAAGAUUGGCGAAUGUUGAAUGGCCGGGGAGAUUAUAUCGUAUGGAUUACUGCUAUGACAAAUUAAGUAACGGGACAUUACCCAUACUGAUGGACGGUGCCCACAAUGGCUCUGCUGCAACAGAGUUGGUUAAAUACCUUAGAAAGGAAUACGGAAACCAGCCCUUGACCUUCGUGAUGGCAGUAACGUAUGGAAAAAGCUUGGAGCCGCUACUUCAGCCAUUAUUGAGGCCUGUAGAUCGAAUAAUUCUUACUCGUUUUAAUAACGUGGAAGGUAUGCCCUGGAUUCAUGCCACUGACCCUGAAGAGAUAAAAGAUUUCAUUUUGACUCAGGGAUAUACGAGUGAGAUAGAGAUUGAAAAUGAAUUGCAUCAGGUAUUGCCCUCUUUGGCCCAUGUAUCAAAAGAGCAAAGACGACCAAUCGUUGUGUGCGGUUCACUAUAUUUAUGUGGCGAAUUAUUACGAAUUCAUAACAGUCAUUUGAGAAACUAG